AUGGCAUACUCAACGUUGUUGUUGAGGUCAAUCUUGACUUUCUGCCUUUUUUCAAUCUCAUUUGUUCAGGCCUACGACCGCCGGGCUUGUCAAGCACCCACCCGCAACCCUCUCAGCGGGUGCCCUGUCGGAACUCUGCUUGUUGGCCUUGGGCAAAAGUUCACGAGUGUACAGUCCGCCGUGCUGAGCUUGGGCAAUACGACGAAUCCAGCAACGAUCCUGAUAUUGCCGGGCAACUAUACCGAACAGGUCAAUGUGACACGUCAAGGGCCCCUUACGUUGCUCGGUCAAACCAGCUCCCCAAACGAUGCUAGCUAUAACGUGGUUAACAUAAUCUGGCACAACGCAACUGGUACAGCAACGACUGGAACUUACGACAAUGCCUAUACCAGCGUGCUCACGGUCGCUCCCACUUUUAACGCCUCAACCACUGGCUCCGGACCUACUGGCAAUCCUGUCCCGCCUGGCACGCCGUUUGGGAAUCUAGACUUCCGCACGUACAAUCUGAACUUCAUCAACGACUACUUACCGUACUCCGCUGGCCCGAGCUUGGCAGUGAGUGUCAGCUACGCUAACACUGGCUUCUACUACACGCAAUUUCUCAGCUAUCAGGACACGGUCUAUAUCGGCAAGCUAGGGUCCGCCUACAUGUAUUCCUGCAUUGUCGGCGGGCAGACAGACUUCGUCUACGGCUUCGGCACCCUCUGGGUUACCGAAUCGGAGAUUCAACUUCGUGGCUGCGGGGGCGGCAUCACAGCGUGGAAAGGCACCAACACGACGUUCGAGAAUAAGUACGGUGCCUAUAUCUACAAGAGCCACGUAGCCAAAGCCAAUAGCACCCUUAAUAUCACCCACGAAUGCGCUUUGGGCCGCCCGUGGAAUGCACAGCACCGGUCUAUCUUCGCUUUGAGUUACCUGGACGAUAGCAUCCAGCCAAACGGAUAUAUUGAGUGGAGUAGUUCAGAUCCGCGUGUCAACUUCAACACCACUAUGGCGGAGUUUCAUGACUUCGGCCCAGGCUUCAACCUUACCGCCCGCGAAGCAGCGAGCAAUGUCACAAUCGAAAUGACACCCAAGGAGUAUGCACCAUACAGCACCCCAGCGCUGGUGUUUCAGUAUCCUUUCUCGGGCGCUUUCGGAAAUGUGGCGUGGAUUGAUGAGUAUCCUAGAGCAUGAGCAGCUAGUCUCCUGAUUGAGUCUUUACGCUAAGCUCUGCGUUGUGGAAGGGAGCCACACGACCGAGGCGACUGAUAUGAGACCUGCAUAAACGCCAAGCCCGCCGCUUCCCUUUUGUCUCAUCCCGACUCCUUUCAUCUUCACGUACCACGUGUUGCACGUUUCAUCGCUCGUAGCCGCCCGGUAUUACCUGGAGAUUGUCUCAUACGCCUUGACGUAUGCUUUCAGUAUGGGAGCCGCUGGUGUUUGGACU
This is a messenger RNA of Baudoinia panamericana UAMH 10762, 1429 nucleotides long. Its product is annotated as carbohydrate esterase family 8 protein. Gene Ontology annotation, molecular function: pectinesterase activity. The record is from RefSeq and is a predicted model, not a curated record. NCBI's taxonomy places the organism in Eukaryota, Fungi, Ascomycota, Dothideomycetes, Mycosphaerellales, Teratosphaeriaceae. The transcript is spliced from 3 exons. The coding region runs from base 1 to 1176 and encodes 391 amino acids. Gene Ontology annotation, biological process: cell wall modification.